Hyposmocoma kahamanoa is the source of this 1933-nucleotide messenger RNA. It is a transcript of the gene IFT57, whose product is annotated as intraflagellar transport protein 57 homolog. The record is from RefSeq and is a predicted model, not a curated record. The transcript has 2 exons. The coding region runs from base 402 to 1526 and encodes 374 amino acids. Gene Ontology annotation, cellular component: centrosome; Golgi apparatus; cilium. Lineage: Eukaryota; Metazoa; Arthropoda; Insecta; Lepidoptera; Cosmopterigidae. Gene Ontology annotation, biological process: intraciliary transport; non-motile cilium assembly.
AUAGUCGUUAAAACCUAAAACAUGUACCCCUGGAAAUAUCUACGAAAUGUCGCUUACGCCCUAAAAUACUGACGAUAAGAUUAUUGAUUGUACUGUAUCCUUAUUGUAUAAUGUAUCCGUAAAAGUGUUCCCCAUAUGGUGGUCUCGUUUGUGUGAUUUUUGGAAACAGAAACUUAUUGUCAGAAAAGUCUAUGGUCAAAAAGGUUGCUAUUCUUUAUAGUGAUGAAUAUUGAUCGCGUUGCUAUGGUAACGUGUUUUGUAAACAAGCGUAUCUACUUUAUGUCCGAGGUGUUGGUGUUUAUUAUACUACUACUGGUGUUUACUAUCUUGAAUAUAAUUAAUCUGUGUAUUUGAAAUAAAUAUUAUUUGUAAAACGUAUUGGAGUGGCAAGAUUGACAGCCAUGGAUCUUAUUGUAAUGGAUAAAUUACGUCUACUAAAAAUCGACUCAGAGCUUCGGCCACAAAUCAAGAUGAAACCAAUGAGCCGUUACUAUUUCGCCACUUCUACGAAUCCUGGGGAACAGUUUUUUGUCUUCGCAUCGACGGCUGCAUGGCUUAUCAAAAAAACUGGCAAAGAUUUCGAGCAACCUAACGAAGAAGAUGAUCCUAACUCGAUUAUUGCAAACAUCAUGAACGUUUUGCGUGAAACAGGCAUUGCUGUUGACUUUUCUUCCCAUAAACUUAAACAAGGUUACGGUGAACAAGUAUGUUAUAUACUGAACGUUUUAUCGGAUGAGGCUUUGAAAAAAGAGAAUUUUGAAUGGCAGAAACCCGUAGUAGAUCUUGUUGAACCAGAAGAAACAGCUGAUGAAAUAGACCAAGUAGAAGAUGAAACAGAAAUAAUAUUGGACAAGGUCGAAGAAGAAAUGGCGAUAUAUUCUGAAGAAUCUGAAGGAGAGUUUGAAGUAGAAGAAAAGGAAUCUAUUAAUGGUUUAAAUAAGGUUCAUGAUUGGGAAGCGUGGAAGUUGGAACUGGAGAGAGUAGCACCAGCACUGAGACUGAAGAUUUCGGCUGACGGUAGAGAUUGGCGAGCGAGACACUCCCAAAUGCGGAGUUACAAAGACGAACUCUUCGAAAGAUUCAAAACUACGGGAUCUCAGUUGAACAAGCUUCAUAGUAACAUAAGUUCUGUAAUGGAUAAGAUAGCUGCAAGGGAGAACAUUUUGAAUGAACAGUUCGAACCUCUAGUUCGCGAAUACGGGUCACUUUUAGAUGAGCUCAACAAGGUAACAAAUGAAUAUAAGGAGGCCAGUGUAGGUGUUACCGAGAGACAGGAAUUGUUGAAUGAAUUGACAGCAAAAGUGGAGAAUAUUAAACAGAGGACUGAGUCUAGAGGUUCGUCGAUGAAUGAUAAUUCUCCAUUGGUGACAGCGAAGAAAGCUGUAGCUAAUUUGAAGAAGGACUUACAAGAGAUGGACUUUCAGAUCGUUGUGCUUGUCUGGCUUUUAACUACUAAGGAGAAUCCUAACAGUAAUAAUUACUUGUCUAAUAUAGAAUCCAGGAUCCCUACUAUAGAAACUUAUUAAUCAUCUCAAAACUGUAUAUCUGAACUAAGAUAUUUUAUUUAUUGUAUUGUGGGGCUCUAGCCAAUGCAAAACGGAGAAUAGAGGAAAUCUGUUAAAACACUAACAUGUUCUCGAUAUUUUGCCAUAUUCUCUCCACUGAGUCCAUAUAAUGAAUAUGUCACAUGGGCUUUGUAAUAUACGUAUUUUCGUUCCAAAUUGUAGCCGAAAGCAAGAACUUUAUUUUCCUCCAUAAUUUUGAUCGUACACUUGCAUGGCGCGAAGAGAACUAGGCAACUCAGGAAACGAAAGGAAAGGAAACUCAGGGAGAGGUUCUGUUUAAUAUUUUUAUUGGUCAUCUGUCUCUCCCCUGUAGAUCCUAAAAAAUAAAAGGCAGGAAAUUUCAUUUCUUACUACAAAAUGGUCCCCCG